UGAUACAGUGAACGUUCAUGACGUAGCGAUCCAUUCCGUGGACUCAAACGUACAGCAGAAGAUUCUGAACGAGAUGAAGAACAUGACAGAGUAUGGGUGUAGCAGGACAUGUGAGACCCAAUAUCGAGACAAAGCUCCGAACCGGAGGUCAGAGCGAGUCAUGGGAGAGGCGUAGCCGGAGCACCGGGAAAUCGAGGAGCCAGCUCCUUGGCCUGUGCGGCUUGCCUGCGUCUGCGAUGCUCUGCCAGACGCAGCGCGAAGAUGUCGCGAUGCAAUGUGUAUCGUUGGUGCGUCGGCGUGGUGUGCGGAGGGCUCGCACUCGAGGAAGGAGGGGACUUCGUCCCAGGCGUGCUGCUCUUCUCGCCCUUACUCUCGUCCUUCUCGCCCUCCUUGUUGUCCUUUCCCUUUUCUUCGUCUUUCUCCUUUUCCUUAGCCUUCUCGGCCUUCUUCUUCUGGCGCUCCUCGUACUCCGCCUUUACUUUCGCGAUUUCCUCCGGGCUUAGGCCCAUCUUCUUCGCGCCACCCGCACCCACGCCGUCAUUGGUGAUGCCCACCUGACUCGCGAAGCCCGGAUCUGAGAGGUGGGCAUCGCAGGUAUACAAGAAGUCCACGGUGUUGAUCGUGGCCAGCACGGUCGUAGUGGGCUUAUUGCAGAUGUAGCAUGGCUUGGCGGUGCCCACAGCCUGCAGAACGCCAGUUGGAGACACGUACGAGACCGUGCACGACCGAUAACUCACGCGUUUGUAGUACAAGUUCGUGAAGGCGGAUGCCAUAGCGGGAUGUAUAUGGAUACGGAUGGAGUAGAACAGAGAUACGCCCGAGAACAGAGGAGGCACGGGAAGCAGCAGAUGACCAACGCUUGUCCCACAGCGGCGGCCACCGCGUCGCCCAAAGCUUCCGCCUCCCCCCGUAAGUCCCGCGGACCACUUCGCGCACGUUCCGGAGCCCUUCCCACCCACCGACCCGUCCCAUGGGCAAUGGCACAAUUCCCUGGGCCAUCCCGGGCUUGAUUGAGUGAGAUUUGGAUCGAUCAAGCGAUAGUCCGGAGCCCCGGGAGCGCCGCGAGUAUAUAUCUACAUCCUCCCGAUGACGACGAUUCGUUCUUCUCCAGAACCCGCACGCCGCUCUCUUCCUCUUCCUUACCACCAUGUCUGAGACCGCUGGAAAGCCCAUUACGUGCAAGGCCGCCGUCUGCUGGGCCGCAGGCGAGGAGCUCAAAAUCGAAGACGUCGAGGUCGCGCCCCCGCGCGCGCACGAGGUCCGCAUCCACAUCCUCUGGACCGGUAUCUGCCACACUGACGAGUACACUCGCAGCGGCAAGGACCCUGAGGGUCUCUUCCCCGUCAUUCUCGGACACGAGGGCGGUGGCAUUGUUGAGUCUGUUGGCGAAGGUGUGACCAGCGUGUCUGUGGGCGACCAUGUCAUUCCCCUCUACACUGCUGAGUGUCGCGAGUGCAAGUUCUGCAAGAGCGGCAAGACCAACCUUUGUGGCUCCGUUCGCGCAACUCAAGGACAGGGCCUGAUGCCUGACAAGAGCGUUCGCUUCACAGUCAGGGGCCAACCCAUUCACCACUUCAUGGGCACUUCGACCUUCUCGCAGUACACGGUCGUGGCGGAUGUCUCGGUAGUGGCCGUCAAUCCCAAGGCUCCGCUCGACCGUGUCUGCCUGCUUGGUUGCGGUAUCACGACUGCAUGGGGCGCUGUAGUCAAGCAGCCCGGCAUCAAGGGUUCCACCGUCGCGGUCUUCGGUGUUGGUGCUAUCGGUCUUGGCUUGAUUGCGACUUCUGCCCUCGUCGGCGCAUCCCGCAUCAUCGCAGUCGACACGAACCCGAAGAAGGAGUCGUGGGCAUGCAAGUUCGGUGCGACUGAAUUCGUCAAUCCCGCUGACCUGCCGGAAGGCAAGCGCAUCCAGGACUACUUGAUCGAGAUCACCGAUGGAGGUCUCGACUACACCUUCGAUGCCACUGGUAAUGUUCACGUGAUGCGCGCCGCUCUCGAGGCAUGUCACAAGGGUUGGGGUGUCAGCACAAUUAUCGGCGUCGCGGCUGCUGGCCAGGAGAUCUCUACUCGACCGUUCCAGCUCGUUACUGGCCGUACCUGGCGCGGCUCUGCUUUUGGUGGUGUUAAGGGACGUACCGAGCUUCCUGGUCUCGUUGAGGACUACCUUCAAGGCAAGGUUAAGGUCGACGAGUACGUCACCCACCGUCGCACUCUCCCAGAAAUCAAUGCAGGCUUCCACGACAUGCACAGCGGCGAUUGCAUCCGUUGCGUGGUUGAUAUGCAAUAGAUGGCUAAGGACAAUGUGUACAUGUUCAGGUGUCGGCGCAUAAGAGAACGAAGUCCAAGUAGGUAUACCGUGUAUCAUGGAGGAAAUCAAGAACCACUCGAAGUGUAUUUCUAUCGUGUUCCCGCUGUGCAAUCGGCAUUGUCCAGGUUCUUCAUCUAUGGCGAGUCAUAUACUCUAUCGGCAGGAAA
This is a messenger RNA of Dichomitus squalens LYAD-421 SS1, 2475 nucleotides long. RefSeq names its product class III ADH enzyme. NCBI's taxonomy places the organism in Eukaryota, Fungi, Basidiomycota, Agaricomycetes, Polyporales, Polyporaceae. Bases 1148 to 2287 code for a protein of 379 amino acids. Gene Ontology annotation, molecular function: S-(hydroxymethyl)glutathione dehydrogenase [NAD(P)+] activity; zinc ion binding. Gene Ontology annotation, cellular component: cytosol. The record is from RefSeq and is a predicted model, not a curated record. Gene Ontology annotation, biological process: formaldehyde catabolic process. The transcript is spliced from 12 exons.